Messenger RNA from Myripristis murdjan (pinecone soldierfish), 5658 nucleotides. RefSeq lists its product as uncharacterized. The transcript has 22 exons. The record is from RefSeq and is a predicted model, not a curated record. Bases 1 to 5658 code for a protein of 1885 amino acids. Gene Ontology annotation, biological process: G protein-coupled receptor signaling pathway. Gene Ontology annotation, cellular component: plasma membrane. NCBI's taxonomy places the organism in Eukaryota, Metazoa, Chordata, Actinopteri, Holocentriformes, Holocentridae. Gene Ontology annotation, molecular function: G protein-coupled receptor activity.
AUGGUCUUGAUCUUGCAAAUCUUCUCUACCUCCUUUUGCUCAAAUGUGUCUUCCUCUGUUUCUCCCACUUGUCAGUUACAGAAACAGUUUCUUGUUAAUGGGAUCCAUAAAACUGGAGAUGUGGUUCUAGGUGGACUGUUUGAAGUCCACUUCUUCUCUGUUUUACCUGAACUUUCUUUCACAUCAGAGCCACAGGAACCUAUCUGCCAUGGUUUUAAUGUUUUAGGAUUCAGGCAGUUCCAGACCAUGGCCUUCACUAUUGAUGAGAUCAACAGGAACUCAAACCUGCUACCUAAUGUGACUCUGGGUUAUAGUAUCUAUGAUAACUGUGUCACAGUUGGAGUUGGAUUUCGUGCUGCAUUGUCAAUGGCGAGUGGUCAAGGGGAUCAAUUCCUAUUCGACAAUAACUGUAUAGGGCCCCCUCCAGUGCUGGGGAUUGUGGGUGAUUCUUCCUCUACACAUUGUAUUGCCAUCUCUGCUGUCUUAGGUUUGUACAGAGUACCAAUGGUGAGUUACUUUGCCACAUGUUCCUGCCUGAGUGACCGGCAACAGUUUCCAUCCUUCUUUAGAACAAUCCCAAGUGAUGCCUUCCAGGUUCGUGCAAUGCUCCAGAUUCUGAAGCGGUUCGGCUGGACUUGGGUGGGCCUGCUGAUCAGUGAUGAUGACUACGGACUGCAUGCUGCCCGAUCCCUCCAGUCUGACCUGGCUCAGUCUGGUGGAGGUUGUCUGGCAUAUUUAGAGGUUUUGCCCUGGAGUAAUGACACAGCUGAACUUAGGAGGAUUGUCAAUGUGAUGAAGAAAUCCACAGCUCGUGUGGUCAUUGGAUUUACACAUGAGAGCCAAAUGAUUAAUGUGAUAGAAGAGGUGGUAAAGCAGAAUGUGACAGGUCUGCAGUGGAUAGCCAGUGAAGCCUGGACAGCAGCUACUGGGCUGCAGACACCCAACCUCAUGCCAUACCUGGGGGGCACUCUGGGUAUUGCCAUCCGUCGAGGAGAGAUACCAGAACUCAGGGACUUCCUGUUAAGAAUACGUCCUGACAGUGACCCUAACAACCACUAUAACAAUAACAUAGUGAGGCAGUUUUGGGAGUACACAUUUCAGUGUCGAUUCUCACCACCUCCAGCAGGGUGGUUGGAUACCGGGGGAGCACUGUGCACUGGACAGGAAGAUCUGGAGAAUGUGGCGACCACCUUUUUGGAUAUGUCAGACCUCAGGCCAGAGUACAAUGUGUACAAGGCCGUGUAUGCCCUGGCAUACGCCCUUGAUGACAUGUUGCAGUGUGUGCCAGGCAGAGGGCCUUUCAGUGGGCACAGCUGUGCCAGUUUACAGAAACUGCAGCCAUGGCAGCUUUUGUAUUACUUGGAAAAGAUCAACUUCACCACAGCAUUUGGUGAUCAAGUGUCAUUUGAUGUGAAUGGUGAUGCCUUACCAAUCUAUGAUGUGAUGAACUGGCGUUGGCUCCCUGAUGGGAGCACAAAGGUUCAGACUGUGGGUGUUGUUAAGAAGUCAGCCUCCACAGGUGAAGAGCUCACACUGGAUGAAGACAGGAUCUUCUGGAAUUUUGAUUCCAAACAGCCGCCCCGGUCAGUGUGCAGUGAGAACUGCCCAACAGGCACCCGCAUUGCCAGAAGGAAAGGAGAACCUGUGUGCUGUUUUGACUGCAUCCCUUGUUCUGAGGGAAAGUUCAGCAAUGAGACUGACUCUAUGCAGUGCAUCAGUUGUCCAGAGGACUUCUGGUCCAGCCCCCAGCGUGACCACUGCAUCCCCAAAAGAAUAGAGUUCCUCUCCUACCAUGAACCCUUGGGUAUCUGCUUGACAACCGCCUCAUUGCUUGGCACACUGAUCUGCACCAUUGUGCUGGGAGUCUUCAUCUAUCAUCGCACCACUCCCAUAGUGCGUGCCAACAACUCAGAACUCAGCUUCCUGCUCUUGCUGUCACUCAAACUAUGCUUCCUGUGCUCGCUGCUGUUCAUUGGCCGUCCCAGGCGAUGGACAUGCCAGCUGAGGCAUGCAGCGUUUGGGAUCAGCUUUGUGCUGUGUGUCUCAUGUAUCCUGGUGAAAACCAUGGUGGUGUUGGCUGUAUUCAAGGCUUCUAAACCUGGAGGUGGAGCCAGUCUCAAAUGGUUUGGUGCUGUGCAGCAAAGAGGGACAGUUUUGGUUCUUACUUCCAUUCAGGCAGCAAUCUGCACAGCCUGGCUUGUCUCUUCCUCACCAGCUCCUCAUAAAAACACACAAUACCACAGUGACAUACUAGUCUAUGAGUGUGCCAUAGGGUCCACGGUUGGUUUUGCAGUCUUACUGGGCUAUAUUGGUUUACUGGCUAUCCUCAGCUUCCUCCUAGCAUUCCUGGCAAGGAAGCUUCCCGACAACUUCAAUGAGGCCAAGCUCAUCACGUUCAGCAUGCUGAUCUUCUGUGCUGUGUGGGUUGCCUUUAUCCCUGCUUAUAUCAACUCCCCAGGAAAAUAUGCAGAUGCUGUGGAGGUAUUUGCCAUCCUGGCCUCCAGCUUUGGCCUCUUGGUGGCACUGUUUGGACAAAAGUGUUAUAUAAUCCUAUUGAAACCUGAGAGGAACACCAAGAAAGUUGUCAUGGGUCGAGGCAGCAGCAACAGCUCCAGUGUGACCAGAGCCAAGACCCUGUCCUCUCCCGGGUCCAGACCUGGGUCAGAGCAGGCCAACGACCAGUACAGGACCGACCCAACACUCACAUGCUCCCCUACAGCAGCACCAGGCGGAAGCCCCAAUGGAGCAUUUCCAAACCAGAGUGCUACCAUCUCCACUGAAUGUCUGGUCACCAAGAUGUUCUGCCUCUUUGAUGUGCCUGAGGAGCUACAGAGUGACCAGGGACGGACCUUAGAGGCUGGGGUAUUCAACGAGCUUUGCCAGUGUCUAGGCAUGAAGAAGUCCUGCACCCCAGCUGCAUGGUGGACUCCCAAACUACUGGGGAUGGACUUUGCUCCUGGGGUACACAUGUGGGUCUACAGCCCAGAGCAGAAGAAAGGCCUUUCCCCUAAACUGAUGAAUCUUGAAGUGAUCUUGUGCAUGGUCUUGGUCUUGCAAAUGUUUUCUUCCUGCUUUUGUUCAAAUGUGUCUUCCUCUGUUUCCUCCACCUGUCAGUUACAGAGACAGUUUCAUGUUAAUGGGAUCCACAAAACUGGAGAUGUGGUUCUUGGUGGACUGUUUGUGUUCCACUUAUUCUCUGUUUUACCUGAGUUUUCUUACACAACGGAGCCACACGAGCCCAUCUGCCAUGGUUUUAAUGUUUUAGGAUUCAGGCAUGCCCAGACCAUGGCCUUUGCAAUUGAUGAGAUCAACAGGAACUCAAACCUGCUACCUAAUGUGACUCUGGGAUACAGUAUGUAUGAUAAUUGUGUCGCAGUUGGAGUUGGAUUUCGUGGUGCUUUGUUAAUGGCAAGUGGUCAAGGGGAUCAUUUCCUGUUGGACAAUAACUGUAGAGGGCCCCCUCCUGUGCUGGGGAUUGUGGGUGAUUCUUCCUCUACACAUUGUAUUGCCAUCUCUUCUGUCUUAGGUUUGUACAGAGUACCAAUGGUGAGUUACUUUGCCACAUGUUCCUGCCUGAGUGACCAGGAACGGUUUCCAUCCUUCUUUAGAACAAUCCCAAGUGAUGCCUUCCAGGUUCGUGCAAUGCUCCAGAUUCUGAAUCGGUUCGGCUGGACUUGGGUGGGCCUGCUGAUCAGUGAUGAUGACUACGGACUGCAUGCUGCCCGAUCCCUCCAGUCUGACCUGGCUCAGUCUGGUGGAGGUUGUCUGGCAUAUUUAGAAGUUUUGCCUUGGAGUAAUGACCCAGCUGAACUUAGGAGGAUUGUCAAUGUGAUGAAGAAAUCCACAGCUCGUGUUGUCAUUGGAUUUGCACAUGAGAGCCUCAUGAUUCACAUUUUAGAAGAGGUGGUAAAGCAGAAUGUGACAGGUCUGCAGUGGAUAGCCAGUGAAGCCUGGACAGCAGCUACUGGGCUGCAGACACCCGACCUCAUGCCAUACCUGGGGGGCACUCUGGGUAUUGCCAUCCGUCGAGGAGAGAUACCAGGACUCAGGGACUUCCUGUUAAGAAUACGUCCUGACAGUGACCCUUACAACAACUAUAACAAUAACAUAGUGAGGCAGUUUUGGGAGUACACAUUUCAGUGUCGAUUCUCACCACCACCAGCAGGCUGGUUGGAUACUGGGAGAGCUCUGUGCACUGGACAGGAAGAUCUGGAGAAUGUGGCGACCACCUUUUUGGAUAUGUCAGACCUCAGGCCAGAGUACAAUGUGUACAAGGCCGUGUAUGCCCUGGCAUAUGCCCUUGAUGACAUGUUGCAGUGUGUGCCAGGCAGAGGGCCUUUCAGAGGGCACAGCUGUGCCAGUUUACAGAAACUGCAGCCAUGGCAGCUUUUGUAUUACUUGGAAAGGAUCAACUUCACCACAGCAUUUGGUGAUCAAGUGUCAUUUGAUGUGAAUGGUGAUGCCUUACCAAUCUAUGAUGUGAUGAACUGGCACUGGCUCUCUGAUGGGAGUACAAAGGUUCAGACUGUGGGUGUUGUUAAGAAGUCAGCCUCCACAGGUGAAGAGCUCACAAUGGAUGAAGACAGGAUCUUCUGGAAUUUUGAUUCCAAACAGCCGCCCCGGUCAGUGUGCAGUGAGAGCUGCCCACCAGGCACCCGUGUUGCCAGAAGGAAAGGAGAACCGUUGUGCUGUUUUGACUGUAUCCCUUGUUCUGAGGGAAAAAUCAGCAAUGAGACUGACUCCAUGGAGUGCAUCAGUUGUGCAGAGAACUUCUGGUCCAGCCCCCAGCGUGACCACUGCAUCCCUAAAAGAAUAGAGUUCCUCUCCUACCAUGAACCCUUGGGUAUCUGCUUGACAACCGCCUCAUUACUAGGCACCCUGAUCUGCACCAUUGUGCUGGGAGUCUUCAUCUAUCAUCGCAGCACUCCCAUAGUGCGUGCCAACAACUCAGAACUGAGCUUCCAGCUCUUGCUGUCACUCAAAUUAUGCUUCCUAUGUUCGCUGCUGUUCAUUGGCCAUCCCAGGCUAUGGACAUGCCAGCUGAGGCAUGCAGCAUUUGGGAUAAGCUUUGUGCUGUGUGUCUCAUGUAUCCUGGUGAAAACCAUGGUGGUGUUGGCUGUAUUCAAGGCCUCUAAACCUGGAGGUGGAGCUAGUCUCAAAUGGUUUGGUGCUGUGCAGCAAAGAGGGACAGUUUUGGUUCUUACUUCCAUUCAGGCAGCAAUCUGCACAGCCUGGCUUGUCUCUUCCUCACCAGCUCCUCAUAAAAACACACAAUACCAUAGUGACAAGAUAGUCUAUGAGUGUGUCAUAGGGUCCACGGUUGGUUUUGCAGUCUUACUGGGCUAUAUUGGCUUCCUGGCUAUCCUCAGCCUCCUCCUUGCAUUCUUUGCAAGAAAGCUUCCCGACAAUUUCAAUGAGGCCAAGCUCAUCACAUUCAGCAUGCUGAUCUUCUGUGCUGUGUGGGUUGCCUUUAUCCCUGCUUAUAUCAACUCCCCAGGAAAAUAUGCAGAUGCUGUGGAGGUAUUUGCCAUCCUGGCCUCCAGCUUUGGCCUCUUGGUGGCACUGUUUGGACAAAAGUGUUAUAUAAUCCUAUUGAGACCUGAGAGGAACACCAAGAAAGCUGUCAUGGGUCGAGGCAGCAACAAGUACAACACUUAG